Molecule: messenger RNA, 3808 nt
Organism: Symsagittifera roscoffensis
Lineage: Eukaryota; Metazoa; Xenacoelomorpha; Acoela; Convolutidae
Product: transient receptor potential cation channel subfamily M member 8-like
Exons: 7
Coding region: 1-3801 (1266 amino acids)
Biological process (GO): calcium ion transmembrane transport
Cellular component (GO): plasma membrane
Molecular function (GO): ligand-gated calcium channel activity
Source: RefSeq, a predicted model, not a curated record
AUGGACAGCAGGGGACAAAGAGAAAGGAAAAUUUCGGAGUUUUCGUUUUUCAACGAAGCUCGAUCGACCAGACUCUUCUGCAGUAAAUUCUUUGACGAUCCCCUCAAACCUGGUCUGUGCGAGGGGUGUGGGAGCACGGAGGAGGAACAUGUAGAGAUCCCAAAGAAUCUGCUGGGUCCCUGGCAGAAUGCACAAGCUUGGAGGCCGACUCCGACUCAUGACAUUGAGUUUGUGGAUGAAAAUGAAGGCAUACAGAAACGAGCACAGUUGUCCAUCUUGGCAGUGGACAGUCAUCCGAACCUGUUCGUGGAAACUCUAAUCGACAACUGGGGUCUGAAAGUACCUGAUAUCAUCGUUUCUGUCACUGGAACCCUUAACCAUGUCAACCUCAGACACGAAGAAUUCAGCGCGUUUCAAUCUGGUUUAGUCAAAGUAGUUAGUACUACUAAAUGCUGGGUAAUAACUGGAGGCACAAACGACGGAGCCGAUGAGUUAGUGUCACGUGCUCUUAAAGAAGUGCAGUACUUGAAAUGGCUUGGAAAAAAUGAAAUGAAUUUUGACCUUAUUGGUGUUACCAAUUGGAACUGUCUGGCUGAAAAUAGAACAAUGUCGUCUUUUUGGAGUGGAGAUUCGCUAAUGACUCCAACUGAAGGUCAUUUGAGAAUUCCGGUUCCGGUGGCGCCACCGCAGAAACGCACACUCAUUAAGACCUUAAGUGAUCCUUUGAGAAGCCGACGAAGUGUUAAAAAAGCCACUUCUACUGAGAGCAUUGCUCCUAAAGACAAAACUUUUAAGUAUUUUGUAAAGAAAACUCGCUCAAAAGCUACUCCCGCUCGUUCAGUUAAUGUGUCAAGUUCAAAUCUAACUGAUAACGCUAUUGCGGCCAGUACUUACGAUAGGUACGAGACACAUUUGAACCCAAUUUUCACCCAUUUUGUUGCAAUUGAAAGUGCAGUCCGUGAAAAACAUUGCGAACUACCUGCGAGAAUACAAAUCGAAAACUUCUGCUCAAAAGACAAGGCAUCUUUUGCGUCUAAUGCAGAAGUUGAAGAUUUGAAACUGUUGAAUACGCCAACAGUAUUGUUGGUUUUCGGAGGUGAUGCUAAAACUCUGGAACACAUGGCAAGAUCUGUGGAAAACGGGAUUCCUGUGGUUCUAUGCCAGGGGUCUGGGGGAAUUGUAGAUUACCUGAUUUUGCUUCUCCACAAAGUUCCACCUUCCAAUGACGCCUCGAAAUGGCCCUAUUACAUUACGCUAGUUCGCCAGUUGCUCUCCUUUCUGUCCAAAGCAAAGUCAGCUGACGAGCUAUUCUCCUUCAACCAGAUGCACACAGCCACCCUCGAACCCCUCAUCUUCAAGUGUCUCCAGAAAAGGAAACUUAUCAAAAUCUACAAGUUGAGUAAUCCUGUUGUCAACUUGCACACUUGUAUUUUCUCCGCUUUGCUGGAUGGCAAGACUGCAGAAAGUUAUGAUCCAGUUAAAUUGUCACUGCGCUGGAACUACUGUGGGGAAAUCGUUGAGAAAAUUAAAAGCAAUACAGGACAUCAGUCGAUACUGGUUCAGGACGCCGACAUCAAUGCCAGAUCGGGGAUUCAAGACCUCAUGAUGGAGGCGAUCGAACACGAGGAGAAAAUCCAGUUCGCCAGACUAUUUCUUCAGUGUGGAUUCACAAUGGAGAAAUUUCUCACGCCUAGAAGAUUAGCUCAAUUGUACAGUCGCUCCUAUAAGAAAUCCCGGCUUCUACACGACGUAUUAGAACGAUGCUUAGGCGAACGAGAUGAAAUCAGUCUGAACUGCGUCUAUGAUCUAUGUUACUCCUGUACAACAUCAAAGCCACUUCAUUCUUUGAAAAACGGCACUUCCUUCAAUGAUCCUUAUCGUGAACUCUUCUUCUGGGCGCUUCUCAACGGACGUCUGAAAGCGACCGAGUUUUUCUGGAUGCAGGCUUCAAACCAGUUGAUUCUGGCUCUGAUCGGAUCCGAACUCUGCAAAGUGGUGGCAAAGUCUUUAACUGGCGACCUCUUCAAAAUGCGAACUCCUUACUUAGAAGCUCAUGAGGAGUACAUUCAAAAAGCUUACGAUAUCUUGGAAUCCGCUUGGAGUUUGAACCCUCAAAAAGCGAUGUUGCUUCUCAACACUAACUUGCCACAGUACGGGAACACUUGUGUAAUGGAUGUAGCAUGGUUCAUUGAAAUCAAAAUUGUCAUUUCACACCCCUGUUUCCAACAAGUAGUUCAAAAAAUGUGGACCAAGGGCUUGAGUUGCUACCAUGGAAAAAUCGUGACAACUUUAUUGAACCCGUUCUCUGUUAUCUUUCUGAAGACUUCAGACCAAAGCAGUAUUACUAACAAUCAAUCCAGUGGACAGAACAUGGCAGUUCCUUGGAAUGAAAUACGAAGUCAGUCGGAUCCAUCCAAUGAAUUGGAAAGACGAGAGUCGAAUGGAGUGCUGGACCAAAUUGAAACCGUCUUACACGCGGACAGGCAGUCGCGAGCAAACAGACGGACAUCGAUGGAGUUCGAAUACACCUUUGGGGAUCCAGUAGAUAAAGAAAAAAUCCGGGAUGCCUGGACCAUCUGGAAACGCAAAGCUAACCUCUUCUACUUUUCUCCAGCCUGCAAAUUUUUAAUCCGCCUAAUUUUUCAUCUCAUCUUUGUCAUCCUAAUUUCCAAAUUUUACUUGUUUGAUUUCAAUUACAUGUCACAUGUUUGGUUGGAGUAUUACAUUGCGCUUUAUUUCCUCUCCACAAUGUUGGAAAUAAUCUCGAACUUCUGGCUAAAAAUCAACAUGCAUCUUUUUUCGCUGAAGUGGAGAGUUUGGCGAAGAACUGAGUGGAAUUUCCUGGACGUUGCCGUAUCUGUUAUCGGGCUGAUCGCAUUUGUCGCCGUCCCAAUCCAAACUUAUAUAGUACAGGAUAUCAAAUAUGACAAAGAAGACACACUUCCCAACAUGCGUAAGGGUUUCUAUGCUCUGGCUGUACUUCUGAGCUGGAUACGGAUACUUCGCUACUACCAGUACGACAAGAAACUUGGAACCGUCUGGAUCAUGAUUCGCAAGAUGUUGUCGGAAACGCUCAUUUUCAUGUCAAUUCUUUUUAUUUUCUUGGGCUCUUUUGGUGUGUUUUUUACAUCACUGUUCCAAUUGUUUGAAUAUGAAGAUGCACAUUCUGGCAGCUAUACUGGUGUCAUUUUGAGAGCUUUUUUCAUCAUCAACGGCGAAUAUUUCCUGGAAACUAUGGGCGAAACAAUUUCAGAGUACCCGCCGGAAAAACAGCAAGAAAUGGUCAGACUCAAGAGCUAUUACAUAAUGAUUGUGAUAAUCAUGUUGUUUGUAGGAAAUGCUAUGUUGUUGAACACGCUUAUUGCCAUAUUUGGCAGGAUUUACGCGACUAUCAUGGAAAAAUCAGACGAGGAAUGGAAAACCGAACGGUUUACAAUGGUCCUCGAGUUUCAAAGCCGUUCAUUUUUUCCACAUCCAAUUUGCAUUGUUGCGUCGAUAUUAGCAGCUCUCAAAUACCUCCUCGGAUCGAAGAAAACAACAGUUUCUGAAGUUGCCAUCAGUCGUAAAAAGAGUGUCGUAGUGAUUGAACCUUCAGUAGAAAAGUCAGAUUUGGACAAGUAUGAAUACGUGGUUGUUCAGACGAUGUUACGUAACAAAGCUAACAUAGUCACUAAAGAGUAUCUAAUCGAAGAAUCGCUACGUUCAAAAGAUAAAUUAUUGGACCGCAUUAACUUCCUUGGUGGAAAUUUGGAAAAGUUCCGCAAAACGAAAGGCGGCGACAAGUUGAACUCACCUGAUUGAACUUCGA